CUGUCAAACGCCGUCAACAAAAUUUGUAAACUCAUCCAUUUUUGCUUGGCUGCAGAGUUUAGCAGAAAUAAAUUUGGAAUUUUUUACGAUAAAACAAACAGUUAGUGCAUAGAAGAAAACGUUAAUUGUUGCGUGAAUAGUUGAGUUUCCUGUAUCAGAAAUCAUGUACCCAAUGUCAGCGGUUAAUGCCGGACCGUUCUGGAGCAACGGACCGAGCCCCGGAGCAUUCUAUAAUUUUCCCGGAUUCCAGGCCGGCAAUGGUGCCGUUUCGGCUCGUUCGGAAACUCCCGGCGAGUAUGGGACUCAGCGGUCCUACACUCCGGUCACGACGGGAACCUCCGUGGUGGGACUGAAAUUUGCCAACGGUGUGGUUAUUGCUGCCGAUAAGUUGGUUUCGUAUGGAUCGCUGGCUCGCUUUCACGACGUUGAUCGGGUUUACAAAAUCAACGACAAAACCAUCAUCGGGAUUGGUGGCGAUUUUGCCGAUUUCCAGUACAUUAAGCGUCACAUCGAUCAGAAAGUGGUCGACGACAUGUGCUUGGCUGAUAAGAAUGAGUUGAAACCCAAAUCCCUUUACAAUUGGCUCACCCGUGUGAUGUACAACCGUCGGUGCGAUUUCAAGCCGCUCUACCUGGACAUCGUGGUCGGAGGAAUGCAGGACGGAGAACCCUUCCUGGGCCAUGUGAACCUACGUGGCCGCGCGUAUACCAGCAAUGUCGUCGCCACUGGUUAUGGCACCCAUCUGGCGCUGCCACUGCUCCGAGAAUACUCGGAAAAUCCAACCGCUUACGCCGGCCUGGACAAACAGAAGGCCUCCGAACUGACCAAGAGCGUGAUGGAAGUGCUGUGGUAUCGCGAUUGCCGAAGCGAUCCCAAGUAUUCCCAGGCCAUCUGCACGACGGACGGCGUUCAAGUGGAUGCCAACUGCUUCGUGAAGCAGAACUGGAAUCUGGCUACAAUGAUUAAGGGAUACUAGAAGCGUCGCUUGCGAAUUUGUAUGUACUUUGUAUUUGAUUCAACAAUCUUUUCAAAUAAAUCAUCCCGUUACAUUCGGCUUACUUACGUACGAA
Molecule: messenger RNA, 1070 nt
Organism: Aedes aegypti (yellow fever mosquito)
Lineage: Eukaryota; Metazoa; Arthropoda; Insecta; Diptera; Culicidae
Gene: Prosbeta7
Product: proteasome subunit beta type-4
Exons: 3
Coding region: 164-976 (270 amino acids)
Cellular component (GO): proteasome core complex
Source: RefSeq, a predicted model, not a curated record